Messenger RNA from Solanum verrucosum, 880 nucleotides. RefSeq names its product plasmodesmata-located protein 7-like. The coding region runs from base 22 to 867 and encodes 281 amino acids. NCBI's taxonomy places the organism in Eukaryota, Viridiplantae, Streptophyta, Magnoliopsida, Solanales, Solanaceae. Gene Ontology annotation, cellular component: plasmodesma. The record is from RefSeq and is a predicted model, not a curated record. The transcript is spliced from 3 exons.
UACAUCUCUCUCAAUUUCAACAUGGCCAAAAGACUCUAUUUUCUUUUCACUCUCAUAGCCAUUAUUUCCCUUUCUUUCUUCUCUCAUUUUACCUUUUCGGAUUCCUCGGUAGACGCUUUCGUCUACGGAGGAUGUUCACAAAUAAAAUACACACCAAAUUCACCAUACGAAUCGAAUCUCAACUCCCUCUUAACAUCCCUAGUAAACUCAGCAACAUACUCAUCGUACAACAAAUUUAGUAUCAUGGGCUCAACGAAACAAGACAUUUUAUACGGGGUUUACCAAUGUCGUGGCGAUCUAUCGAUGCCCGAUUGCGCCACUUGUGUAGCCAAAGCAGUGAGUUCAAUUGGCAAACUUUGUUCACAAAAUUGUGGUGGUGCAUUGCAAUUACAAGGAUGUUUUGUUAAGUAUGACAACACUUCAUUUCUUGGUGUUGAGGACAAAACUUGUGUGUUGAAUAAAUGUGGGCUUUCUAAUGGGCUUAUUGAUGGGAAUUCUGUGGGCCGGGUUUUGACAAGUUUGAAUGGGGCUGGUGGGCUUUUUAGAAUUGGUGGGUCAUUAGAUGUACAUGGUGUGGCCCAAUGUGUUGGUGAUUUGAGUAUGGGCCAAUGUCAAGAUUGUUUAUCGGAGGCGAUCGGACGGUUGAAAAAUGAGUGUGGCGGUGCGUCGUAUGGUAAUAUGUUUUUGGGAAAGUGUUAUGCUAGGUUUACUACGAGCGGAGAUUUUGAAUCCAAAUCUAAUCAUGGUUCUCAUCAUUUUGAGAAUGAGAAGACAUUUGCACUUAUCAUUGGAUUAUUAGCUGGUGUUGCUCUUCUCAUCAUUUUCUUAACAUUUUUAAGAAGAAUAUUUGGACGAAAUGGUAAAUAAAGAAUAUACAUAC